AUGGCUACCCCCGUUUUCACCAAGAAUGCCCCGCCGGCCGUUGGCCCCUACUCCCAGGCCAUCAAGACCCCUGGCGCCAUCUACUGCUCCGGCCAGGUCCACUUCAACACCGAAGGAGUGUUGCAGGACGGAACUAUCGCAGAGAAGACUGCCCUCUGCAUCAAGAACCUCGAGGCCGUCCUCACUGAGGCUGGCUCCUCCAUCGAGAAGGUCGUCAAGACCACCGUCUUCCUCUCUGACAUGGCCAGCUUCGCUGAGAUGAACGGCGAGUAUGAGAAGUGGUUCAAGCACAAGCCCGCCCGAAGCUGCGUCGCUGUCAAGACCCUUCCUAAGAAUGCCGACGUCGAGAUCGAGGCCAUCGCCCUCCCUUAA
Messenger RNA from Scedosporium apiospermum, 372 nucleotides. RefSeq lists its product as uncharacterized. Gene Ontology annotation, cellular component: cytosol; mitochondrion. Gene Ontology annotation, molecular function: deaminase activity. The coding region runs from base 1 to 372 and encodes 123 amino acids. NCBI's taxonomy places the organism in Eukaryota, Fungi, Ascomycota, Sordariomycetes, Microascales, Microascaceae. The record is from RefSeq and is a predicted model, not a curated record. The transcript is spliced from 4 exons.